AUGGAAACUUUAAGCAUUUCUGACAGCAUUACUACCGCAACGUUGGGUUAUACGCCAGAUGUUUCCAUUGACGAGAGCCAGGAUGAGGACUCCGACGAUAUUGUCGCUGGCUGGGCCAUUGCCAUCGCCCAAUGCGAAAAAACCCUAAGUAAAGAGGACUUUACAAAGCUGCAAAGCUUUUCCACGCCGGACCUUCUUUUGGAAGAUAUCAAAGGGGGACCUCUUGACAAGCAUAAUCUCUUUCGGAUCCGGCGUCCCAUUCGGACGAUGAAGUCGUUUCUCACCUUUUUCGUGGUUACGAUGUCUCCCAGAACCUUGAAAUCCUCCAUCUUCUGGGGUCUAGUCUAUCUCCUCGUCGAUGUGAGCUUUGAUAUGACUGAGAUGAACAACAACAAAUUGAAGGAAGAUGUUAUCGAGAUGCUAGAGAAAGUCACCAGGUCUUUAGAGGAAUGCAAGCGAGCUCAUCAGAAUACCCGGUUUGAUGAAGACUUGAAGCUGAUCUUGAAUGAUGCCUUUAUUGCUCUGAUUCUAUUUUGGGCAGACACGGUCAGCUUUAUGCGGGCGUAUCCUAAUGGAAAGGACGAGCAGGGCACCUCAUAUGAUUAUGAACGAGAGAUCAAAAAAGUAAACGACACGUUCGACCACUUGAAAGUGUGUGCUACUAGUAUGCCGGAGUCCGGACCAAACCCCUCAGUGGUCCCAAGUGACGUGCCGCUCCGGUCAUUACUGCCCAAAGACCUAUCAUUGCCUUGUGGGGAAGCACCAUACUACAGCGACGUUGAUUUUUAUGGCCGGCAAGUCGAACUCGAAAAGAUAAAUGCAGCCUUGGGUUCGCAAGUUGACAAGAGUGACAAAUUGUUCACCAUUUGCGGUCUUGCAGGUGUCGGAAAGUCCAAACUAGCCAUGGCCUACGCAAAGAAAUACGCCCGCCAAUUUGAUGUUAUACUCUGGGUAAAAGCACAGACAGCUCUUUCACUCAGCCAAAGUUUCACUGAGAUUGCCACUGAGCUUCGACUGCCAGGUGCGCGUAGCAAUUCGGAAGAAAAUCGGCAGCUUAUACUGGACUUUCUUAAACUCAACAGUGGCCGUUGGCUUAUCAUCUGGGACAACGUUGAGACAUUCGUGUCUGUUGCGCAACAUCUCAAGGAUCUAUCAUGGAACUCAAAGUCAGCGUCGAUGUUGAUAACGACCAGAUAUCCCAAAGAAUUAGCAUUCUUUAGGUUAAGGGGAGGGAUCUUGAAUCUCGCCAAAUUCACUCUUGCUGACUCGAAGGAACUCUUUUCGAAAUCCUUGGGUCCUGACUACCACCACAUCAAAGACAGCCCAGAAGAACUAAAAGCUGCCGAGAUGUUACUCAGAAAGGUGGAUGGCUUAGCGAUCGGCAUAUGUACAAUAGCCACACGAAUCGCUUCUCAGAGCCAGUCUAUCCAAACUUUCCUCAAACGCUACCGUAAAGGUGAACUGGGAUCGGCCAAAGGCGAGCUAGCUGAUUACGAUCUGACAAUGGAAACGAUAUGGAAUGAAUCCUUCAAAGUCCUGGAGAAGGAGGAGAGAAGGGGGCAAAUUUAUAGCUUCAGCUUGCUUGGAAUUCUGUCAUUCUGUUCUCCGGAUUCAAUUCCUCGGGAAUUAUUCAUAAGCGAAAGUCUUCAUGAUGCUCCUAACUUCUGCGAAGACUCUGAGAAGUUGAGUUACUUCCAAACCCCCUUUGUAGUUUUCAGGUCUGACCGCGUCAACCCUUGCGUUUCUAUACACCGCCUAGUCCAAAGUGCAUUUCUUAACGAUUUGACUGACGAGACAGCCCAAAAGUUCUUUGACCUCGCGGUGACUUUGGUUCACCAUGCUUUCCCGAAACAAGUGGAAGGUCGCCCGCUCCAUCGCUACUGGGACAAGUGUCACAUGUUCAUCCAGCAUGGCGUCUGGCUCGCCAACAUGUAUGCAGAUUCUCUAACGUCAAAUAGGAAGCUGCAUCCCUCUCAAAAGUUUUCAGAACUACUCUCCAACUGCAUUUGGUAUUUAGUCGAAACCGGACAACAUUCCGAGGUCCAGCGCAUUAGUGAGAUUGUCUUAAAGGCCAUUGACCCGACCACAUAUCUCUACGCGCAUCUUCACAAUUCGCUCCUCGUUACGGCAUGGCUGAAAAACGACUUGAGAAAUGCCUUUGCUCAUUCCGAUGUGGUUUUGUCUGCUAUGAAGCCUCACAGGGAGGAGAAUUCUGAGGAAUUUGUUGGAAUUCUCUCCAACCAAGCAAAUUUACUAGCCUCGAACAGAGACGACGAAAAGGCUCUCCAGCUUCUUCUUCAGGUGGAAGAUACUCGUAAGCAAUUUCACCUCCCCGAGAAUAUUGCUCUCGCUUUCGUAAACCUUGCUAUUGGCCGUCUACUUUGCCGAAUGGGAGAUCUCAAGGAUGCCGAAGUGAGGUUCAACAACGCGCGAGAGAUUGUUCGUAGAGAACAUGGCGAAAACGGCCAGUAUAUGCAACAGUAA
Molecule: messenger RNA, 2484 nt
Organism: Trichoderma atroviride IMI 206040
Lineage: Eukaryota; Fungi; Ascomycota; Sordariomycetes; Hypocreales; Hypocreaceae
Source: RefSeq, a predicted model, not a curated record